AUGCCUUCGCCUCCGCAGGGUAAUGGGCUCAAGGGCAAUCAUGUCAAUAGUCUGUUGAGUUCGUCGCCACUUAGGAGUGGUCUGUCGGAGCAUCAUGAUGAGAACCGAAUGGAGAGCGAGAAUGAAAAAGAAAUUGACGUCUCGACGGGCUUUGGAUUUCACACCAAUGUACAAGAGACGCCCGCUGGGAAGACGAACCACAACUUCGGAGCACAUGGAUGGGAUGGGCAGCCGUCAUUGAUCACGCCGCCUGAUUCAGGCUCGAAUCAGCACUUCGACUCAAACGCAUUCCCGGACGAACAAUUGAUUUCCGCGACUUCCCCGUCAAUGCUCUCAUUCUCCAAUCCUUCCCCUCUAACCACCUCCACUGUCUCAACUCUUCACCAGCCUUCACAAUGGGAACUGCGCUCUCGAUCCUCGAGUCCAUCAUCCCUUCUAACGAGCCAAACCACCAGGAGUCGAGAACAAAGGAAGUCGAAAUUUCUCGAUCGCAUUCGACGAAGGCGGGAUGAUGAGAGAUCUGUAGAAGUCGAGGAGCAGGUGUUGAGAAUGGAUUUUGUCAAAGAAAGGAGGGGAUGGGAGGCGGAAAUGGCACGGAGGGCCGCAGUGGAGGCUAUGCAACAGGAGGAAAUAGAGAACGAUGACGACAAUGAAGAAGAACAGGAGCUUAGCCCAACUCAAGAAUACGAGUUAGACACUGAGGUGGAUAAGUUAGUGAGGCAGUAUGAGCGAGAGAAUAUGCACGGCGUGAGGGAUGAUGAAUUUAUGUUUGAAGACGCCGAGGAUGAAGAAUAUGAGCGGCUGUUCAGAGAGAUGGAGAUCCUCUCACAGCAGUCACACUCUCAGUCGGAAAAUCAGCCUGCGUCUCAACUGCUGCAACAAGAGCACGAACAAGGGCAGGCUCAACAGGCCCAGCACACGAAGCGGACUUCUUUUUUGGGCCGUCCUCCCUCUCAGCAACCACAACAACAUGGGAAAGCAGGUAAUGAUGAAACUAUGGACUUGUCUUGA
Messenger RNA from Cladophialophora bantiana CBS 173.52, 1011 nucleotides. RefSeq lists its product as uncharacterized. Bases 1 to 1011 code for a protein of 336 amino acids. Lineage: Eukaryota; Fungi; Ascomycota; Eurotiomycetes; Chaetothyriales; Herpotrichiellaceae. The transcript has a single exon. The record is from RefSeq and is a predicted model, not a curated record.